Molecule: messenger RNA, 2652 nt
Organism: Rubroshorea leprosula
Lineage: Eukaryota; Viridiplantae; Streptophyta; Magnoliopsida; Malvales; Dipterocarpaceae
Source: the annotation of a GenBank genome assembly
ACAAAACUAAUUAAUAUGUGAAGAUAAGAGAGAGAAUGAGAGAGUUAGCGAGAGACAGUGCUAGGGUUAGGGCAAGGUUUCUGACAGCCAAGGACAGUGGUAGUGGGAUCAGGCGGCAGCUUCCACGGUGGCAGAUGUGUAUAUUCCAGCAAUGCGCGAUUGAAGAGGCCGUCGGUUUGGUUUUGUUCCACAAGCAAUUGGAGAAACAAUGGAUUAGAAGAGACAGUAAGGUGACUCCAGGGAAAACUUAUGCUCAGGUUGUUGUUGGAAAUAUGGGUGCACUAAAGGAAGGGAAGUCCUCAACUAAUGGGAUCAAGCAGGUUGUUGCAAAGAAAGGAAAGGAGGCUAUGGAGGAUGCGGGGGAGGAGGGUUUAAGGUUGAGGGAAUUGAACGUGGUGCCAGAGACAUCACCUGAGAAGGUUACUGUGCCAGAAAUAGAGCGGGUUUUAAACUUUAUUCCUAAAGAUGACGAAGUGGUAUGGCUGAAACAAAGUAUGGUGGCUAAGGUUCGAUCUUUGGAUAUGGUGAAGAAAAUUCAAAACAGCUUGGAUGUGGAGGGAUUAAUGGUGAAUGUUGCUCUGCUUGGUGGUCGACAGGUCAUUUUAGUGGAUAAUUCGGAAGGUGGCCUAGAGGAGUUUCUCAACCAAACUAGAGAAUUGGUGGAAUUGUGGUUUGAAUGGAUAAAGCCAUGUUCUUUAUCUACAGUAUCUUCAUUGAGUAGAUUGGACUGGUGGUUGGUCGGAGAACGUCGAAAUCCAACCACUCAACCCAGUUUAGAAUAUUUCAGCAGCGAGGAUGAAGAAGGCGAUGACGGUUACAGCGAUUUGAAUUUGAAUUUGAAUGGAAAUGGUUUUUUGGGCGAAGAUGGCAGAGAGUUGGCCGAAGAUCAUGUUGUAACGGAUUUGGAUUUAAACAUAGAGUUAAGUAGACAAGUAGAGUCAAAGGGAGAAGAAGCAGCUGGGUUUGUCGGCCUAAAUGGGCUAGAAGAAUUUGGGCCGGAUAAGGGGAACCAGGUUGGGCCAGGAGUUGUUGACAAUGUAAUUGGGUUGGAGGAAGCACAGCCUAGUUGUGGGUCCAUAUUUAAAAUUCAAGAGACUUCUACCCAGCUGCAACAGAUGGCAUUGACGGAAAAAAAACACAGAAACCUGAGGGAGAUUUAUGCAGGGGUUGCUAGAGCAGAUGAAUCGAUGAGAAAGGGUGAUAGUUGGAUUACGGCACGAACUAAGAGUAGACGGGAUAGGAGGAUAACAGCAAUGCAAGAAGAGGAGAGGCCGAAUCUGCAGCAGGAAAGUUGCUCUGUGUCAGAUGGUUGCAUUCAACACAGAAAUGAGAUUAUUCGGCGACAAUUGGAGACAAAUGAGGUGAGGGAACUAUUUGUGUUGGGGCAAAGGUUGGGGAUUCAAUGUCAACAAAACGAUGAAGAUGUGAUUUCUAGGUUGGCAGCUUUGGAGGAGAGAGAUGAGAGGAAGGCCUCUUUGUGGGAGGAGAUUGGUGGAUCGGUUUUGGAAGAGGGUGAAGGGACCGGGUUAAUUGAUAUCAAGUUGCGGAAUAGGAAAUUCACUUGGUAUAGACCAGAUGGAACUUCAAUGAGCAAGCUUGAUAGAUUUCUGCUAACUAUAGAAAUGAGUUUGUUGGAUAGAGAAUGGACUCAAGUUGGUGUUCGAAGAUCAAUUUCUGAUCACUGUGCAAUUAUUUUGACAUCAAGAAAUGUGGAUUGGGGUCCCAAGCCUUUUCAAGUACUUGAUGCAUGGCAACAAUAUCCAGAUUUUCGAGAAUUUGUGGAGGAUAGAUGGAAGGCUAUGCAAAUCAAAGGUUGGGCCUCAUACAAAUGUAAACAGAAGCUGAAGCUUUUAAAAGAGGAAUGUAAAGGAUGGAAUAGUGGGGUGUUUGGCAAUGUGGAGACUCAAUUUGACACCCUAUUAAAGCAAGUUGAGAGGUUGGAUAAAAAAAGUGAGGAGGAUGAGUUGGAAGAGAAUGAGGUGCUACUGAGAAAGGAGUGUUUUCAGGGGAUGUGGGAUAUUUUAAGAAAGAGAGAAGCUGUGUGGAAGCAGAAAGCACGGACUAAGUGGGUUCGUUUGGGAGAUGCAAAUACAGCAUUCUUUCAUAGGAGUGUUCAUGCAAGGAGAGCACAGAAUGGCAUAUCUGGUAUCUUAGGCGAGAAUGGUUGGGUUGAGGAACCGGAUGUAGUCAAGGAGGAGGCAAUUAAGUAUUUUAGCAAGCUGUUUCGAGAUGAAAAGUGGCAUCAUCCUGUCUUGGGUGGGAUUCAAUUUCAUAGAAUUUCUGCGAUACAAAAGAAGUGGUUGGAAAGACCUUUCACAAUAGAGGAAAUUGAAGAGGGACUUCAAAGUUGUGCUGGAUCGAAGGCACCAGGACCAAAUGGUUUCAAUUUUAAUUUUAUAAAAUUUGCAUGGAGCACGAUGAAGGAUGAUUUUGUGAAUUUCCUGUAGGAAUUUCAUUGUCAUGGGAGGUUAGGAGAUGGUUUAGAGGGUUUAUGGAAGAGGGUGAUUUGGGAGAAAUAUUAUGGGGGUCGAAAGGAGGUUGAAGUUACUUCAUUUGCAUCUUUAAAUAUGUCUCGGGUGUGGAAGGACAUUGUGAGUGUGGGUAGUGGGUCUGAAAGGCUAUUGGAGAUGCUAGUAAAGGGCUUUAAAUGGA